ACAUCAUGAUUGGAAGGCAGAGGAGGAUUGUGGGGAAAGAGGAAACGCCAUUUUCAUUGGGAGGAAUAGAGAGCGAGCGAGAGCUGCUGACAGGAGCUUAAUGAUGCGCUCCCAAUGCGUUAUUUAUUAGUAAACACCGUUUGCACAUUAGGGUGCUGAAUUGUCAGACCAAUGUGUCAAGUUGCAGCCUCGAUACCUAUGAAGUAUGCGUUAAGUUAGCGUGUGGCGGUGUUAUUUUAUUAGUUUUGUUUUAAUGACAUGGGUGUUGUAAGACCGGUGGAGUUUUAAGACUGAAAAGCGGAGGCGGGCGUUCUUUAGUCUGUGCCGGGGUUCGGCCUUGAAAUCGAAAUAAUAUCAAAAAAAAAAAAAAAACAAACCCGUGGAGAGUUAUUUAUUAAUUUUAUCUGCAAUAAAAAAAAAUAAAGUAAAAAACAAAACAAAAAACUUGAGACCAGAGAGGAAGUUGCUGGUGAAACAGUUCCCGGAAGAAUCUGGAUGUUCGUUAUUACAGCGUUUAUGUGACUUUGUUUGAAUUACAGCGUUUGAUCCAUUUUAAAGAAUGUAUGAAAACAUGUCCACCAUGGUGUACACGAAGGAGGACAAGAUGGAGAAGCUGUCCCAGGAUGACAUCAUCUCCAAGACGAAGCAGGUGAUCCAGGGUCUGGACGCCCUGAAGAAUGAACACAACUCCAUCCUGCAGAGCCUGCUGGAGACACUCAAGUGCCUGAAGAAGGAUGAGGAGACCAACCUUGUGGAGGAGAAAUCCAGCAUGAUCCGCAAGUCCCUGGAGAUGCUGGAGCUGGGGCUCAGCGAGGCGCAGGUGAUGAUGUCUCUUUCUGGCCACCUGAGUGCGGUGGAGUCGGAGAAGCAGAAGCUGCGUGCCCAGGUGCGGCGGCUGUGCCAGGAGAACCAGUGGCUGCGGGACGAGCUGGCCAACACCCAGCAGAAACUGCAGAAGAGCGAGCAGAGUGUUGCCCAGCUGGAGGAGGAGAAGAAGCACCUGGAGUUCAUGAACCAGCUCAAGAAAUACGACGAGGACAUCUCUCCAUCGGAGGACAAAGACUCGGAUUCUUCCAAAGAACCGCUGGAUGACCUUUUCCCCAAUGACGAGGAUGACCAAGGACAAGGAAUUCAGCAGCACAACAGCAGUGCAGCUACAGCAUUGCAGCAGGGAGGCUAUGAGAUCCCUGCCAGAUUGAGGACGCUGCACAACCUGGUCAUUCAGUAUGCGUCCCAGGGCAGGUAUGAAGUAGCCGUGCCGCUGUGCAAACAGGCACUCGAGGAUCUGGAGAAAACAUCCGGGCACGAUCACCCCGACGUCGCCACCAUGCUCAAUAUCCUCGCCCUGGUGUACAGGGAUCAGAACAAAUACAAAGAAGCUGCAAAUUUGCUUAACGAUGCCUUGUCUAUACGAGAGAAGACAUUAGGAAAAGACCAUCCAGCGGUGGCGGCUACUCUAAAUAACCUUGCGGUGCUUUACGGGAAGAGAGGGAAGUACAAAGAAGCAGAGCCACUGUGCAAGAGGGCCUUGGAAAUCAGAGAAAAGGUUCUAGGCAAAGACCAUCCAGAUGUUGCUAAGCAACUGAACAACUUGGCUUUGCUAUGCCAGAACCAGGGCAAAUACGAAGAAGUAGAGUAUUACUACCAGCGUGCACUAGAAAUCUAUCAGACCAAGUUAGGACCUGAUGACCCUAAUGUGGCAAAAACAAAGAACAACUUGGCCUCAUGCUACCUCAAGCAAGGCAAAUUUAAGCAGGCAGAAACUCUGUACAAAGAGAUCCUCACAAGAGCUCACGAGAGGGAGUUUGGAUCAGUAGAUGAUGAAAAUAAACCCAUCUGGAUGCAUGCUGAAGAAAGAGAAGAAUGUAAGGGCAAACAGAAGGAUGGCUCAAUGUUUGGGGAGUAUGGCGGCUGGUAUAAAGCUUGUAAGGUGGACAGUCCCACUGUGACCACCACUCUGAAGAACCUGGGGGCACUUUACAGACGUCAAGGCAAGUUUGAGGCGGCUGAGACAUUGGAAGAGGCAGCGAUGAGAUCUCGAAAGCAGGGUCUUGAUAAUGCCCACAAACAGCGAGUGGCCGAAGUGUUAAACGACCCAGAGAGCAUUGAGAAGAGGCGAAGCCGGGAGAGCCUCACCUUGGACGUGGUAAAAUACGAGAGCGGGCCUGACGGAGGGGAAGAAGUGAGUAUGAGCGUGGAGUGGAAUGGGGACGGCACAGGAUCCCUGAAACGCAGCGGCUCCUUCAGCAAACUGCGCGCCUCGAUUAGACGCAGCAGUGAAAAACUGGUUAGAAAGCUGAAAGGAGGAGGUUCACGGGACAGUGAGCCAAAGAACCCGGGCAUGAAGCGUGCCAGUUCUUUGAAUGUUCUUAACACGGGUGACAAGGCUGCUGAAGAAUCUUUUCAAGAACGAAAUAAUAGUCUGACUGACUCCCGAGGUCUGAGUGCCAGCCAUACUGACCUGGCGCAGUGAGGACCGUGGACUCACGGAUUCUGGGAUCUGGAUGGAAUGGAGACUUUUCACAUGAAAGUUCAGAAACAGCGGGAAGACAUUGAAUCCAGAGAUCACCACCUGCAAGGGGACUGCAAUUUUAAAGUCAUUUAAAAAAAAAACAACAACAAAAAAAAAACACACCUAACAGUGACUUGUGGAAUUAUAUAUAAAAAGUAGUUGGCCGAGGUAUACUGUAACUAUGUCUUUCAUUGCACUUUGACAACAAUCGUUUUGCUGGUUACGGGCAGUGAUUUUGUUCAUAUCCUAGCAUUUCUAAUGACAAUAUUUUUUUUUUUUAAAGGAACCAAAUUGAAAAGCAGCACAAAAUGCACUUACACCAGUCCAAAUCUACAGUAAAUAGCUGCAAUUUAAAACAGCAUAAAAGACUCAGGAGUUGUAUGGGUUAGAGCUGUGUAGGUUUGUAAGGCUGAUGUUAGCAGUUGUUGUUGUUUUGUUUAUUGAAGUGUGUGAUCAGUGCUGGCUUUCUGCUUCUGAUCCAUUGUUUUUUUUUUUGUUUUUUUUCUAAACCUAAGCAAUUGUUAACAAACUGUUCUGACAUGCACUGAAAUGAUGAAAGAAGCGAAUCAGUGGUUACCCCUGGUCAUUUGGCUCCGUUAACUCUCAAUGUCUUGCCUAGUUGAUAAUCCCCAGUUAUUGAUCUUGUAUCCAGAUAUAUGUGUUCAAAUGUAUUGUUACAAAGCUAUUUUUAUUAUACAAAGGAAACAUGUCGGCUAUUAUAACGUAUGCUGCUGGUUUCACAGAACUCUGUUCUAACCUUCCUGAAGUUACCUUACGCAAGGUCCAAGACUAGUGCUAAUCAGGGUCUGUGAAACUAGUCGAUAAACUGCAGCGGUGUAAUUGUGUGCUCUUUUUAAUAUAAAUCUGUGUGUGUUAGAAAACAAGUGCAGCUAUCAUGCUUAACAAAGCUGGGUGAUUGCAAGCAAAACAAACUGCUAGCUAUGUUUUAAUAGAAGCAGCCAUUCUUGUUUGUAACAAUACAAAUAGAGAUGUUAUAUGCUGUUGGUAAGGAACUGCUCAUUAGCAUACAGUAUGACAAGGCACCUGUUUCUAUAUAGGAUCCUGUUAUUUUCUAAUGUGUAUCACUGUAUAGAAAAUGGUUUUAUAUUUGUAUUCUUGUAUUUGAGUGUCUGUCAGGGUUAGUUGCAUGCAUAGUUGUGACUGUGUACCAUCAUCACCAGUUUUUAAUCCACAAGUAAUGAAGAGUCUCAUUGUAAGGAAUAGUCCACAAGCCUGCAUAACUCAGGCAGUGCACUGUUUACUUAUGGUCAUCCUGCAACCCCUGUUCCACUCUGCUUUACUCAUUUGAUCAUUAAAAUGAUCAGCUUCUGUGGUUUUUAUUAAUUUAUUAUUUUAAAAGUAGUACAUACAAAACAAAAAAAAACAAAAUUGUACUUUUUUUUUACAGCAUUGUUUUAAAACUAUAACAUGUUGCUACUAGAUAACUAAUUUGCAUUUUAGCUUCUAGGCUGGUUUCACAGACCAUGAUCGGCAUGAAUCAUGGAUUUCCUUACCUUGUGCCGAUACAGUCCAAGAUUAGUACUGAUUGGGGUCUUUGAAAUCAGCCUGUGUAUUUUUUAGUGUUUAGUGUGAUACUGUAAUGAUAAGUAACUAAAGUUAGGCUUCAUUUCUGUGCCGUUUACUUUUUAGUUAUAGUUUUGUACAGCUUUGAAUAAGUGUCACUAUUGCUUUAAGGAUAUCCGUCCGUACCCAUGAUUCUCUGGUUCUGUAUCUAGAGGUAGUUCUUUAGCAAUAUAUCCAACAAUUACGAUGCUGCUAAUGGGUGUGGGUGCCUUUUCUAUCGCAGGGAGUCUGGCAGUUACCUCAUUUAAAUAACCCUGCGAUAAUGUUAUAUUUCCAUACUAUUGAUUGGUGGCUAUUAUCCUUCUGAAUAGUUAGACCAGGAAUAACUCUCCAGAAAGUGAUGUUUAGCAGCCCUAUAAGAAAUGUAAUGGCAUUAAAAAGAUUUGCAUGCAGUUUCAGUAAUAGCUGUAAAAUGCUAUUUAGGAGUAACGGUUGAAAGAACCAUCAGAGUGGUAAUAAAUAUUUAGCAAUAAAACCUUAAUCCAAUGUGGUUAGAACUGUAAGCCCUUCCUAGAGUUGGAUUGUUACAGUAGAGCCCUGUUAUAAUGCUAAGAGAUAUGAAAACCUUCUCAAAUUCUCAGAAGUUAGUAAGAUGAAUAUUAUUACAUAACUAUAUACUGUACAAAUACACUAUAUCAAGCCUUACUGUUUAUUUCACAUCUUUAGCAUCUUUUGUACUAGCUGUUACAUAGUGAUUUGGAUUUGUUUUUAAAUGAUGUCUGUAUUCUGAAACUGACUUCAUUUAAUGAACUUGAUAUUAUUUGGCUGUCUCAAAUGUAAACAAUCAUGUUUUUUGCAGUGGGCUGAACUGCAAGGGAACCGUCUGUAUUCUGAUGCACUGAGUUCACACAGCAGAGGUGAACUUGAUUGUGGUGGCUGGGGUUCACCCUCAUCAUUAAGGCUGAAUGCAGUUCCUGCCGUGAAUAUCCAAUGGCAAAACAAGCUUAAGGAUAUUUCAACUGAUGUUUAUUAGCAUAAGAAAUAGCUGUAAAGUGUAGACAGGAGACAAUGAAUGUUGACAUUGGGGUGUGGAAGUAGGAAUGAAAUGCUGGGUAAUGACGAACAUCUCCUGAUGUUUACAAUGGCUGUAUGUUUCCUUACAUUAGUGGUGUAAAGAACAGGAGGAAUAAGUGCUGGGUAUAAGCAGUCGUCUACAAACAGGCCUACUGCCACCUAAAGGUCAAUGAAUGUUACUACACAACACAUACUGAGAGUCUGCAGUCAUCUGUUGAUGAAAAGCUCAAAAGUAUAAAAUGAUUUAAAAAAUAAAUAAAUAAUUGUACAUCAACUCCAAAAACGCAUAUAUCAGGACAUUGCACAGAAGGAAAAUGGAACAGUAGCGUACAUGUCUGACUGAAGACAAUGUGAUCACGUCGAGGUUUUUGUUUGUGUGUUGCUAUGAUGAUCCUUAACCACUUCUUCGGGAAACAGGUUAUUGAAUUACCACUAAACACCAACUAUAAUUCUUUGACUGCUUAACGGAAGAUCCAGUUUUUAACAUGACAUUUUUAAUCAUUGCAGUACUUGGUAAUACCUUUAAUGGAUAACAGAAUUACCAAUUAAAAUAAUAAUACAAAAAAAACGUUUACAUUAGCAUAUAUAUAUAUAUAUAUAUAUAUAUAUAUAUAUAUAUAUAUAUCUUUUUACAUUAGCAUACAAAAAAUUAAUGCACUAAACAUUUAGUUCGUCAAAACGGUUUCUUGCUCAAGAAGUAACUCACGGUAAGUAGGUCAAGUUUGGUGGGAUGCAUGAAAUAACUUUUUGAAAGCAAAAGGUUAAACUGCUUGUUUUACAGUACUGUGUGGCUGACCCCUUUUAACAUGAUUUGCUCUUUACGUGCACUUUAGUUCUUGCUGAACUGGCAUUGCAUGUGCUGUGCAAUGCAGACAGCAUGUGCAGGUCUGGAACACAUAUCUUCAAGCUUUCUGAAAACUCAAGUGUAUACAUUUAGAAAGGUGUUGUGGUGACAUUGUUUGAACUGUGUUGAAGUAUUUAUGUUGCAAGUGUACAAAGGAAAUAUCAAAAUAAAUUUUUAAAAGACA
Acipenser ruthenus (sterlet) is the source of this 6138-nucleotide messenger RNA. Its product is annotated as kinesin light chain 1-like. The transcript is spliced from 17 exons. Bases 560 to 2473 code for a protein of 637 amino acids. NCBI's taxonomy places the organism in Eukaryota, Metazoa, Chordata, Actinopteri, Acipenseriformes, Acipenseridae. The record is from RefSeq and is a predicted model, not a curated record. Gene Ontology annotation, biological process: axo-dendritic transport. Gene Ontology annotation, molecular function: kinesin binding. Gene Ontology annotation, cellular component: kinesin complex; cytoplasm; membrane-bounded organelle.